Messenger RNA from Sphaerodactylus townsendi, 1466 nucleotides. Its product is annotated as zinc finger and SCAN domain-containing protein 23-like. The coding region runs from base 738 to 1364 and encodes 208 amino acids. NCBI's taxonomy places the organism in Eukaryota, Metazoa, Chordata, Lepidosauria, Squamata, Sphaerodactylidae. The record is from RefSeq and is a predicted model, not a curated record. The transcript has 3 exons.
CUCUUGGAAGAGAGAGAUUUGGCUGUUUGCAUCUUUGAGGGUGGGGGCAGGAUUGAAAUCUUAAAAUCUUUAGCUGCCUUGGCGGCCCCAGUAAAUCCUCAGCCAUGGAAGCCGUACAGAGCACCUGGCAUUAAUCACAUGGGAGGAAUCAUUCACGCUGAUUGGCUGCCCGACAUAAUAUGCAUUUUGGGUUGUGCUUCUCAUGUUCAUGUUUGCCUGGGGAUUCGCUGCCUCCUCCUGCCCGACUCCUCUUCAUCCCAACAGCCCUUCUGCCCCCUUCUCCUCUGCUGGCUGCUUGCACAGAUCUCUUGGACGGUAGCGAAGAAAUCCACGAUGGUAAACCCGUUCGCAGUCAUUAUGUCCUGGGCUCCAGUGAACCUUGAGAUUUAUCCCCUAGCUAGCCAGACACGUCCGCAAACAUCAGAGGCCAGCCUCAUAACACCCACAACUGAUCUUUAAGCAGCCUGAGGGAGGUGUUUUUUUCCCCUAAAGGACCAAACAGGCGUGAGAAGCUUGCAAAAUAAUAUAAAAACAAUGACAUUAAUCCUGACCUGCAAAGUACAGCACAGAUGCUCCUGAUCCACCGAGGCAACACUUAGGUGUCUUCUGAUCAGUGUAGCCUCCUUCUCUUUGGGGGACUUGCUGCCUUUUUGAAAUCUUUUCCUCUCCCCCUUCCUAGCCAUCUGAGAAAGGGUAUCUUUCCACAGUCAGAGAUUUCCCAAGAGAAGGGGAAGGAGAUGGAAGUGGAGGACCCAGGAGGACGUGGAAUUGGCAAGAGAUCAAGAAAAGGCCCUCAGCCCAGCCAAGCAGGGAGUGGUGUAGAAGUCUGGGAAGGAGCUGUGCCAGACAACCUGGAUCAAGGUACUAGGAGCUCAAAUGUACAUGGGCGAUGCUUCCAGCAGUUAUGUUAUAAUGACACUGAUGGGCCCCGAGAGAUUUGCAGCCAGCUCCAUGGACUUUGCAAGCACUGGCUGAAGCCAGAGAGGCACCCCAAGAAGCAGAUGCUGGACCUGUUGAUUCUGGAGCAGUUCCUCACCAUCUUGCCCCAGGAAAUACAGUGCUGGGUCAGAGGAUGCAGGCCAGAGACCAGUUCCCAGGCAGUGGUCCUGGCUGAAGGCUUCCUUAUGAGUCAGGCAGAGGAGAAGAGGCAGGCCGAGCAGAUGUGGGAACCAUCCAUGAAGAUUCAAGCUACAUUUUCUGAGGCAGAAGGAGCUCCUUCAGAGGAGUGGCAGACAGACCUGGCCCAGGAGCGUGCCCAGGAUUCUUUCCCUCAUGGUUUUCCACUGGCAUUUGGUGAACAACAGUCAGAUGUGGGUUACAGAAUUAGGAAUUCCAGACCAAUGUCUGGCAUCUCCAGGAGCUAACGAGUGGGCCAUAGGGUGGACAUGUCUCAUUUGGCCAAAACCUGAAUGCAGUUACUCUGGAAACCCAUUUGUAUGACCUUAGAUUUUUUUUCAAAGCAUCGA